Messenger RNA from Aphanomyces invadans, 387 nucleotides. RefSeq lists its product as hypothetical. The transcript has a single exon. NCBI's taxonomy places the organism in Eukaryota, Oomycota, Saprolegniomycetes, Saprolegniales, Verrucalvaceae. The coding region runs from base 1 to 387 and encodes 128 amino acids. Gene Ontology annotation, molecular function: nucleic acid binding. The record is from RefSeq and is a predicted model, not a curated record.
AUGUUCUUCACAGCCGUUGCGCGGCCGCGGCUCAACGAUGACGACGGGACAUGGUGGACAGGCAAAAUUGGCACGUGGCCGUUUGUGGAAACAGUGCUGACACAGCGCACAAGCUCGAACCGCCAUGCAGGAACGCCAGAAACUAAACCCUUGGUCGUCACCAAUAAUGUGUACCGGUCCUUCUUGAUCAACAAGGUGUUACCUGCUGUGGUCAAGGUAUGGCCGCAGUCAAACGUUCCCAUCAUCAUUCAACACGACAACGCUCGCGCCCACGUUGCGACGUCCGACAUGCAACUGCGAACGGAGUUCGACCGCUACAGCACCCUGGGCUGGACGUUCCAGCUUGCCCCACAGCCUCCCAACUCCCCGGAUGCCAACAUUUAUUGA